GGGAGGCGGAAAAUGGCGUCGACGUGAGCGCGAGCCCGCGGCCGCCCAGGGAGUCGCCGCAGUCUCAGCCGGAGCCGCCGCAGCCGCAGGAAUAAGAGGCUGAGCCGGGUCGAGGAUGAUACCCCCUUCUGCAAUUGGGACACCCCCCGGCUCCCUCCCGGAGAUUGGAACACAGGAGGCUCAAUCCACCCUUAUCCCCUGCCCUCCCCUGAUGGUGACUCCUUAGGAUGGGGGCUGACCAGGAGGAGGAACCCUCGGGGCCCAGCCCGGACAUGCCGGCGGCUGCAGAGCCCAGCUUCAGUGAGACUGAUAAGGAGGUGGUGUCCCCAGUUGUGGCCGCAGCAGCCACCUCCUCUUCCAUGGGGGAGGAGCCAGGCCCUGAACGGGCAGCCACACCCCCAUCGUGGGACCGAGGAGGGCCUGGAGGGACCCAGCAGGGUGCCCCCUCUGCCCCAGACAGUGUUCAGCCUGGUCCCGGAUCCAGCCUUGGCCCCACCAGCACAGUCUCUGGGACCAGCGAGGACCUGAGGCCUCCCAGACGACGCCAACAACCAGGGAAGCAGAUACCCUGCUCCAGCCCUGGCUGCUGUCUCAGUUUCCCCAGUGUUCGUGAUCUGGCACAGCAUCUGCGUACCCACUGCCCACCCACACAGUCCCUGGAAGGCAAGCUCUUCCACUGUUCCGCCCUAAGCUGCACCGAGACCUUCCCCAGCAUGCAGGAACUGGUGGCACAUGGCAAGCUGCACUACAAACCCAACCGCUACUUCAAGUGUGAGAACUGCCUCCUGCGCUUCCGCACGCACCGCUCGCUCUUCAAGCAUCUGCAUGUUUGCGCCGAGCAUGCGCAGAGCCCAGCCGCGCCGCCACCCCCAGCCCUAGACAAGGAGCCACCGGCGCCCGAGCGUCCCCCGGAGUCCGACACUGUGUCGGCGCCGGGCCUGCCGUUCCCGCUGCUCGAGCCCUUCACGACCCCCGCCCCUGCCCCCACCGGGCCCUUUCUGCCCUACUUGAACCCCGCGCCCUUUGGCCUAAGUCCCCCACGCCUGCGCCCCUUCCUGGCCGCGGCGCCCGGGCCGCCCGCCUCCAGCGCCGCAAUCUGGAAAAAGAGCCAAGGUGCCGGCGGCAGCCCGCGAAGACCCCAGGGCGGCUCCGACGCGCCCUCAGGAGGGAACACGCUCGGGAGCAAUGGAUCAGCCAGGCCAGACCAGCCAGGGCACGCGGCCCCGAGCCGCAUCGUGUGGGAGCACACGCGCGGCCGCUACUCGUGCAUGCAGUGCGCCUUCUCCACGGCCUCGCGGCCCGCCAUGACACUGCAUCUGGAGGACCACCGGCCCAUCGCCCCCGCGGCCCCGGGGCCCGGGCAGCCGCGCCCCGACGCGCCGGCGGGUAAGGCGGAGGAGCGCUCCGGGGGGGAGGGCGGGGGCCCCGAGGCGAGGGGCGGGGCCGAGGCUCAGGCGCCCCCUCCUCUGCCCCACCCAGACCCGGUCCCGCUUGCACCCAAGGUGUCUCCGCUGCUGUCAGAGGGGGAGUGUCCGGUUUUCUCGCCGUUCUGAAUCCCGCCGCGGGGGGGGGGGGGGGGGCGGGGGGAGGAAGGGGGGGACUGGACUGUAGGAUGCGGGUAGUUUUGUAAUUUUAAUGGGACUUAAGAUGGAGGGGGUGGGGAGGCAAUAAAGCAGGCGCGAUGAGCCAGCCCGUGCUGUGUCUGGGUCCCUUGCCCCUCCGAUGCACAGCCGGCCGGUCUAGCAGUCCUGGGGUGCUCACACCCUGAGAGGGGACAAGCCUCCCCUCAACCUCACUACUCCCCUGUCACUUUAACAACUGGGACCCAGGUCUCCAGCCCAGUGCUACCCUAUCCAGCUGUAGUUGGGGCUGCCAGUGCCUCUUGUCCCAUUUCCAGAAACCAGAUGGGAUGGAAACAUCGCUUUUAUUUAAGGAGUCCAGGAGUCAGUAAGACAGGGGGUCCUGAGAAAGUGCUGGGGCUGACCCUGCUGGAGGCGCCCCCCCUCCGUAAUCCUGAAGCCAGUGCAGACUCGCAGGUGGCAGGGUUGAGGUGCUGGUGCCAGGGCCCCCAGGGGCUCUGGUUUUGUCUUCGUCACUGUCUUCCAGACCUUCAUCCUUGGCUGCCUGCUUUCACUUCUGUCCCGAUGUGGGCUCUGAGGAGGAGGGUGGGUCAAAGCCAGCCCUAGGGAGCCUGGGCUCCCUCCCUCCUCACCCCUCCCCUCUCUGUCCUCCAGCCAUGAGGAUCUCCUUUUCCCUUCUGUCAUGGGAAAUCGGUCCUGGGUCAGGGUUCAAAAUUUGGGGCCACACUGCUGUCUCAGCCCUGUUGUCACCAAACCCGGUGGGCCAAGCCUCCUGAACGUGGAAGUCGACGCAUGCUGUUGGCAGCCACCCCUCGGAAGCUAGUUUUACCUCCUGCAUCUUGCUCCCUUCCAGCCCCAGGGUCCCCUAGCCUAGGCCCCUGACCCUCUUCCCCCUCCUCAGGUACCUGAAGCAACCCUUCCUGCCCUUCCCCCCAGUUUGACCACCACAGAAAAUGGGUCUGUUCCCAUUACUGCCUGGUAGUGGAGACCUUGUUCUAAUAACCUACAGGGCUCCAUCUUGAACGUCCCCACCCCCUCCCUCA
Mirounga angustirostris (Northern elephant seal) is the source of this 2623-nucleotide messenger RNA. It is a transcript of the gene ZNF414, whose product is annotated as zinc finger protein 414. The record is from RefSeq and is a predicted model, not a curated record. The transcript is spliced from 9 exons. Lineage: Eukaryota; Metazoa; Chordata; Mammalia; Carnivora; Phocidae. Bases 228 to 1553 code for a protein of 441 amino acids.